AUGAAGUCUGUCAUCACAAUAGCUAUUGCGGCAACUCUUGCUGCCGGGGCCGCCGCCCAGCCUCACAACCACCAGCACCGUCACCAGCACGCCCGCCACCAGCACGAGCACGGCGCCGAGCUGCUCAAGGAACGCGGCACCCCGUCCCUUAACGAGCGUUCUCCCGCCGUUGACUACCAGUUCGUCGAGGAGACCGUUUACGUCGACGUCAAUGGCAACCCCAUCUCCGCCUCGGAGGCCGCCGAGGGCCUAGCCGACGGCGCAUACGAGGUUGUAGGCGAGUCCGAGCCUUCGUCCACCACCCCGAUCGCGACCUCGACGCCCCUCGGCUCUGCCUCCACCAGCGCCUCGUCGGCCGUCGCUGCGACCACGUCGACCUCCGCCGCGGCCGCUGCCUCCACCAGCAGCUCCUCGUCCUCGUCCUCGUCCUCGUCUUCGUCGGGCGCGACUGGUGUCGAUGCUGACUUCCCUGAUGGCACCAUCGACUGCACUACGUUCCCCAGCGCGUACGGCGCCGUCGCCGUUGACCAGACCACCGUGUCCCCCUGGGUCGGCUACCUGGACGUGGGCACCGACAACUACGAGCUCGGCCAGACCGCCGACAUCACCGUCUCCUUCUCGGAGCCCACCAGCGGCGACCCCCAGGCUGGAUACUUUGUCGGCUAUGCCUGUCCCGCCGGCUACGACCAGGCGCAGUGGCCUGCUGCCCAGGGCAGCUCCGGCCAGUCCAUCGGCGGCCUGUGGUGCGGCAGCGACAACAAGCUUCACCUGACCCACUCCACCUCGACCAAGCUCUGCCAGAAGGGCGCCGGAAACGUGCAGGUCGUCAGCGAGCUGAGCAAGUCCGUCUACAUCUGCAAGACCUGGUACCCGGGUAACGAGGGCAUGUACCUGCCCACCGAGGUCGCCGCCGGCGAGACUGUCGAGCUCUACAACCCGUACCAGAGCGAGUCCUUUGAGUGGGAGGGAUCCACCACCUCGGCCCAGUUCUACAUGAACCUGCAGGGUCUGACGGCCGCCCAGGCCUGUGUCUGGGACAGCCCGUCCCCUUACGCCGAGAAGGCCGGCAACUGGGCUGGUGUCAACCUGGGUACCAGCGUCGACACGACCGGCACCACCUACCUGUCCAUCUUCCACAACACCCCCACCAGCGACGCCGCCCUGGACUACAACAUUGUCAUCAGCGGCAGCGAUGUCGACGGCACCCCUUGCAAGUACACCUACAGCAGCAACUCUUUCUCCGGCAGCGCCAGCAACGGCUGCACUGUCUCAACUGUUGGUGGUACGGUCACCGUUACGCUGUCCGACUAAAGAAAGAAAAGAAGAAAAAAAGUCGCAUGGCCUAGAUGACAUGGUCGCGCUGCAUUUUUCUCCUGUCUAGCGUCAUCUUUUUUUUUUUUUCCCCUUUCUUUUAUUCUUCUUUACUUGAUACCUCGAAAGAAAUGGCAGCGCCUGCGUCUCACCCUCGAGCAUAUCUCUCUACCCCGGGGGGAAGUGAUUGAUACCCGGGACGCAGGUUCUGCCGUAACACAAACACCUAUUAACCUGCACAUAAUUGCUAUUUGUUAUUUUACCUUUGAGAACGGGGGUGGAGGGGCCCAAGUGCAAGAAAUCUGAACCCGGACCCAAUCUUGGGAAUCGCAGCUUGAGACAAAAUUUAAAAGACAACCAA
This is a messenger RNA of Cryphonectria parasitica EP155, 1672 nucleotides long. RefSeq lists its product as uncharacterized. Gene Ontology annotation, cellular component: cell surface; fungal-type cell wall. Gene Ontology annotation, biological process: fungal-type cell wall organization. The record is from RefSeq and is a predicted model, not a curated record. Lineage: Eukaryota; Fungi; Ascomycota; Sordariomycetes; Diaporthales; Cryphonectriaceae. The coding region runs from base 1 to 1311 and encodes 436 amino acids. The transcript has 3 exons.